This is a messenger RNA of Pocillopora verrucosa, 1513 nucleotides long. Its product is annotated as ALK tyrosine kinase receptor-like. NCBI's taxonomy places the organism in Eukaryota, Metazoa, Cnidaria, Anthozoa, Scleractinia, Pocilloporidae. The record is from RefSeq and is a predicted model, not a curated record.
AUAUCACAUAAACAUAAAUGUGCAACGAAUAAAGUAUUUCUUAAAAUGAAAAAUUUACGCCUGAAGUAUUGAGUAAAUAUAGGAACACAGUUUAGAUCGAGAAGAUGGCUGAGAGAGCUGCGUUGAUUCAUGUGUUCACAUCCACAUGUGCCUUAGUUGUUUUAGGAGAAUCGCUACAGUCAUUGCACUGGAAACGUUUGAGUGAUAGCUUAUACUUUGAUGGAGCAGUUUUACUCCGGCGUGACUUUGCAUUUAAAAGGGACAUCUUAAGAACAGUGAAAACAUCGGGGGAAGUUCACUGUGGCCUCGCCUGUUUGUCUGAAAGUGACUGCAUCGCACAAACGUACUGCCGCGAGCCGUGGCAGAAACUCAAGGGAACAUGCUAUCUGCAUCGAAGAGGAAUCAAAGACGGGCUGGCUGAAGAUGCCUUCGUGAAAAGCGAUGGAUGUACUUACCAACAAUACAUAGAUUUUCACACGCCUUGCUCAAGCAAAUGUCAAAAUGGUCAGACAUGUAGCUAUGACCAUGAUAACAGACGAUAUGCUUGCCUCUGUGAGAAGCCAUACACUGGAAUGUACUGUGAAAAGUCUAAAGCAAUAGCCUUUUAUUUCACUUUCCUCGGUGCUCAAGGCAACACUGGGCCGACAUCAACAGCUGGAUACAAACGCACGCCUCUAGAAGGGACAGUAACACUCAACAAAGGAAUACAGAUCUGGACGGUUCCAUUUACCGCGCGGUAUAGUUUCACUGUGGCUGGGGCAUCAGGAGGGAAGGGAUAUGAACCAGGAGGGAAUGGUGCAAUUGUAAGUGGAAUUGUGAGACUUUUCAAGGGUACUGUCCUGCACCUCUUAGUUGGUCAGAAAGGUCUCAAAGGAUCUUCCGCUGCAGGAGGGGGUGGAGGUACAUUUGUAGUUUUCAGUAAUAAUACCCUUUUUGUGGCAGCUGGCGGUGGGGGUGGUGGAGGGGGUCAGAUAACAUCAAAGGUUGGCGAUGCUGGCCGAAAAGGAACAAAUGGAAGCGUUUACGGAGGAGUCAAUGGCCUGGGUGGGAAAGUGUGUGCUGACGAGUUAAACUAUGCAGGUGGAGGUGGUGGAUUUAGAGGAGACGGGAAAUGCGCCUUCAAUAUAACAUGCGUUUCUCCUCGAUCAUGCAAGGAGGCUGGGUUCUCAUAUUUGAAUGGUGGUGUGGGGGGCAAAGGAGAUGGUAAUGGGGGAUUCGGUGGAGGUGGAGCGGCAUAUAACGCUUUUGGAGGAGGCGGAGGUGGGUAUUCUGGAGGGGGAGUGUAUGCCACAUCGUUUGGUUCACGGUCAGGAGGGGGUGGAUCCUUUGGCAAUGGUGCACCCCUGUCAAGUAGUGGAGUAUCACAUAGUAGCGGUGACGGAUACGUGUUAUUUAGAUACCCCUAGUAUCAGACCAACAUAUUCGGUCGAUCUCCCUUGCUAUAAAAUGUUUUGCAAUAUUUCGAUGACACUAACUCAAUGACCAAGAAUCACGAUAGGCUAUGUUACCUUCU